UCUCGCUUGCCUGUUAGCUACCAAGGUUCCUCAUUUCUAUCCUCAUUCUACUAUCCCCAUACAGACAUCCAAUUGCUGAAGAUGGACGGAUUCUCAGUCCUCCGCAGAUCCGCUCUGCGACCUGGUUCCCGAGCUCUCAGUUCAACAUCCCCGCUAGUGCUCGAUUUCCUAGCUCCGCGAGCAGUGCAGCAACCUCAGUCCCGGCGGCAGUUCUGGUGGUCGUCCUCAUCGUCCUCAUCGUCCUCCUCCUCCUCUAGCGAUGCGCAGAAUUCGCAGCCAGGGCCCGCCAGCUCGAGCGGCAAGCCGAGAUAUAUCCUGAAUAAGAGACAGCGGGAAUUCCUGGAUAGCGCACUGCGAGUCAACCAGGCCGGAGAGCUAGCUGCCACCCUUAUUUAUAAGGCACAGACGCCCCAAGUCGUGCGUUCCUAUCCUCACUUGCGACCUCUGAUGAAGCACAUGUAUGACCAAGAAGCUGGCCACUUCUCGAUUUUCAACAACCUGAUCGCGAAGCACCAGGUCCGGCCCACAGCAAUGUAUCCCAUCUGGGAGAUGGCGGCCACUUUCCUGGGAUGGUCGACUGGGGUCAUGGGUCGUGAGGCUGCAAUGGCUUGCACAGAGGCCGUGGAGACGGAAAUCGGGUCACACUACAACGAGCAGGUUCGCGAAAUUCUUUCCUGGGUGGCAGAGGCAGAAAGCCGCGGUGAAGAGCUUGACGAGGAGAUCACGGAUCUGCUGGCGCAGCUUCGGAGAAUUCGUGACGAGGAGCUCGAACAUCUCGACCAUGCCGUGGAGAAUGAUGCCAAGGAAGCCAAGCCGUACGAUCCCUUGGUCAAUAUAAUUCGUUACGGAUGCAGAGGUGCCAUUAUGAUCAGCGAAAAAAUAUAAGAGUUAGCGUUGUGUGAAUCGUCGAGAUAUUGUAUUGUAUGAUAGGUCCUUUCCUUUGUCGUCGGGAGAAUCUAAGGGACCUUUGAGCGAGGUGUCACUUUCUGGAAGUUCAAUCAACUAUGAAAUGCGGGCUCUAUCGUUGGAGGAACCCGUUCAUUCUGUUUGCAGGCACGUCUGAAGCAGAAUCUUCUCUGCAGUUGUAGUGCAUACUGUUGGACUUAAUGGAAUGAACCCAAAUUUGUCUGAUACGCUAGGCUGUCUUGUUCGAAUUUCCUUCCGAGUUGAAGCUCUUAAUUUUAUGAAUCUGUGU
Messenger RNA from Paecilomyces variotii, 1195 nucleotides. Its product is annotated as putative ubiquinone biosynthesis protein Coq7. Bases 82 to 885 code for a protein of 267 amino acids. Gene Ontology annotation, cellular component: mitochondrial inner membrane. Gene Ontology annotation, biological process: ubiquinone biosynthetic process. The record is from RefSeq and is a predicted model, not a curated record. Gene Ontology annotation, molecular function: 3-demethoxyubiquinol 3-hydroxylase activity. The transcript has a single exon. Lineage: Eukaryota; Fungi; Ascomycota; Eurotiomycetes; Eurotiales; Thermoascaceae.